Messenger RNA from Salvelinus fontinalis (brook trout), 3284 nucleotides. RefSeq names its product family with sequence similarity 83 member B (gene sack1b). Gene Ontology annotation, cellular component: cytoplasm; membrane. The record is from RefSeq and is a predicted model, not a curated record. The transcript has 5 exons. Gene Ontology annotation, biological process: epidermal growth factor receptor signaling pathway. NCBI's taxonomy places the organism in Eukaryota, Metazoa, Chordata, Actinopteri, Salmoniformes, Salmonidae. Bases 172 to 3096 code for a protein of 974 amino acids.
UUGUUACUUCAGUUGGCAGAUAUCAGCUUUUGCUCCAAUACGUCUAAACAGUCGGAAGAAUACAUUGAAAAAUGCAGUACUGGAAUUUAUUGGGAAACUACAAGAGGAUUUUUCUAUAACUCAUACUUUUAAUCAUCCACCAUCUGUAACAGAACGCACUAAGCCACUCUUAUGAUGGAUUCCCAACAACUCUCCCUGCUGUCCUCCUUGAAGGAAGAGUUGAAGCCUGAAGAUUACAUUCAGCCCCACUAUAAGGAGGCAUAUCGCCUUGCCAUUGAUUCCCUGGUGAAUGACGGCAGAGAGAGCUACCAGGAGUUCCUCAAGUCCGAGCGGAUAGGGAGCUUCCUCUCAGAAGAUGAACUCCACUUCAUCACUACAAACGCCUCACAGCCAUUGCCUAGCAACCACGCAGAAGAAAUUGAUGGCCCAGCUCCGGACGCUGCGGCCAGCAAGUCUUCAACUGGAACGUACUGGCCUGUGGACUCUGACAUAGCAACACCUGACUUGGAGUUAGGGUGGCCGGAGGUCAUGCCUGAUAGACUGCAAACCAAUAUAAAUCUGUUCUUCCAUCCACCCAGACUAAACAGACCCACCAUCAAAGAGGUGAUCCGGAAACACAUUCAGGAUGCCAGACAGGUUAUUGCAAUUGUAAUGGACAUUUUUACAGAUGUGGAUAUAUUCAAAGAGGUGGUUGAUGCCUCCACCAGAGGAAUUCCAGUGUAUGUGCUUCUGGAUGAAUUUCAUCUGCAAAGCUUUCUCUUAAUGGUUGAGAAUCAAGACAUCCAAAUCCCAAAACUUAGGAACAUGAGAGUACGGACAGUGAAGGGUCAGGAUUACCUCUGUCGUUCAGGAGCUACAUUUCAUGGAGCAAUGGAGCAGAAGUUUCUGUUGGUGGACUGCCAAACAGUGGUGUAUGGAUCAUACAGCUUCAUGUGGUCCUAUGAGAAAAUCAACCUGAGUAUGGUGCAGGUCAUAACAGGCCAGCUGGUGGAGUCCUAUGACGAGGAGUUUAGAACGCUCUUCGCCCGUUCCUUCGUGCCAGCAGUUCUCACCCCUCCCGAGACCGUGCUACUAGAACGGAAUGGAAGACAUGCUCGGGCAAAGUAUGCUUCUGAAUCCAGACAAGCCUUUGAGAGGAAGGACCAGUUGAGACAUACCCUGGACACAGUGUACAGGAAAGCCUGUGAGAGACAGAUGGGCAUGACGAGCCAUAUCGGAGAGAUGGAGGAGAGACUUUAUGACAAGGAGCCAUUUGAACACAGACCCAUGAUAAAUCACGGCGAGAGUGUUCAAAACCGCAUCCAUCAGUUCCAGUCUGCAGAGACUGUGAACUUCCUGAAAAGGCACAGUUAUGCUGGGGAGAGACAAGAAGUCCCAUAUGUUCCACACAACACAAGGUAUGGGGCAAGCAACUGGAACGUGGCUGGAGAUGGAGGUAAUCACUGUGCUCCUGGAAGAAGCCACUUUUCCAAUGCUUUGGAAGACCAUUCUCAGGGGGCACAGAUAAUCAGAGGUCGCAAUUUUCGCCAGUCCUACCACGGGAAUGACAAACAAGUCCGCUCUAUGCAGCAGAACAUGCCGACUUUGAAGAACACAGCUAAGUCCUUCUUGCGCACAUAUAGGAUUGAGUCUUACCUCAAUAACACUGAUGAUCCUAUUGGGGAAUCCUGUGACUAUCUGGAUCAGUAUGAAGCACAGGAAAACAAAACUAGCUCAUUGAUUCCUUCCAGACUUAGGUCAUCCCUUGUUUUCAAGUCCACUAUUCCAGAGAAACCGGAGACAAACAGUCACUCAAACAACUCUUCCUCUUCCAUACGUCAGGUCGACCCCUCUGCAAAGCCAAAUAAUGCACCGUAUUACUCUUCAAUGCAAUUGCAAUGGAAUCCAGCAACAUCGAUGGAAAACAGAAUGAGACAAGAUGAAUACAUAAUGAAAAGGCGGAGUCUGCAGAUUUUGGAUGAUCCUAGGAAUAACAUUGGCUAUGGCCCAGGAAGAGACCCAUAUCAGUCGGUCUAUGCCUGCCUGGGAAGAACCAAAGAGGGACUGGUAAUGAAAACCCCUGAGCUCCUUCAAGAUAACUGGCACAAAAGACACAGUGUGGCAGACUCAAAGACCAACAGUGACUACAGAGUCAAUAAAGAGUCCUCCAGUCACAUGUACGGUAGGGCCUUUGGGAGGAGUCAGCCAGAUGGUGGUGGAAUAAGAUUGGGUGCACAGAAUGGAGGAUAUUCUUCAAAUUUGAACAAGGAUCAGAGAUCUGUCUCUCAUUAUGACGUCAAAAACGUUGUGGACACAAAGCCUCCCUACAGAACUGUGUCUGCAGCAGCCAUUGAUAUGAACAGCAAAGAGCCUACCUCCAGAACUGUGUCUGCAGCAGCCCUUGAUAUGAACAGCAAAGAGCCUACCUCCAGAACUGUGUCUGCAGCAGCCCUUGAUAUGAACAGCAAAGAGCCCACUUACAAGUCCACCAGCACGGCAUUGGGUUCACCACAUUUCCUCAAGAAGAGCACCAAGCAAAUCAGAUCAUUGCUCAAAAUACCGGAGAAAAAAGGGGGUUCCCCUAAAAGGGGUGGUAGCUCAGACACCAUAGUCACUGACGAAGAGGUACAAAGACCAGAGAGAGAGGGGAAGGUUGCAUCACAGAGUAGCAUGCUCCAGAUGGACAAGAAUCACUGUGCAGAUGAUAUAGGGUUAUCCUCAACCCCUCGUUUUAGCACUGAAGAGCUGCACCAAAAUCUUCCUGACAGAACUAAAUCCAUGGGGACACAGGGGCAGCAUACUUCCAUUGAUAAAACGCAUGAAAGAGCAAGGCUUGCGUCAGGAAAUUGGCGUAGCGAUCGGGGUGGCGAUAGUCGUUUGUAUAGCAGAUUUGAGCCUUUCUGUUCAUUGGAGAAGGAGCGACCCCAUUCCUCACAAUCUGCAACAGGCCCUGCCCCCAUACACUCCCCAGAGAGGACCAAGAGCAUGUACUCUGCUAAAAGUAGCUUCACCAAUGAACAACACAACCACACUGGCCAGCAGACAUAUAGCCACCAUGAAAACAAACUGGGCAAAUUCAUACAAAGAGUGGGGCAUUUCAUUCACAAAAAUAAGUAGUAGAAAAGAAAGUUAGCAUAAUACAACAUGGAUUACUGGUCAAAUUUACAAAAGCUUUCAAGGGCCCAAUCAAAUGGUAGGCAGAGUGGAAACAGUGUACUGCGCUAUUUAACUUGAAAACUGGUUACAUGAAGAGAUUACAUCCUUUUAGGACUCUUUAAGGCAAUUACAAACAGAUUUUUACUUGA